Messenger RNA from Brassica rapa (field mustard), 4304 nucleotides. Its product is annotated as FBD-associated F-box protein At4g10400. The record is from RefSeq and is a predicted model, not a curated record. Gene Ontology annotation, molecular function: protein binding. NCBI's taxonomy places the organism in Eukaryota, Viridiplantae, Streptophyta, Magnoliopsida, Brassicales, Brassicaceae.
UUAUUAGAGGAUAUUCUAUCUCAUAGCUUCUCUUGAAAUCUAGGUCAUUUAGAAACUUAAACUAAUUUGCUAUAUAAAUAUCACACCACCCCCAUUAGUUUCACGCAUCUAUCUUUUAAGUUUUCAUAUGUUUUUGAUCGCUCAUAUUUAAAUUCUACUUUUGUGAUCUUGCGCAGGUGUAUGAUAAUCAAUAAGUAACUCAUAGACGGAAUACUAUUAUUGGUAAUUUUAUGGGGGAUUCUUCUUCUCCGUUUAUUUUUGUUCUCUUCCUCUCCAUGUUGUAUCUCUAUCUAUAUUUUUGCAUCAGUAGUGAUUCAACUAACAAAAAGAGACGACUUUGUUUAUCUAGAAACUGAUCAUCCCUUUCCAAAAAGGUAAUUUUUUUUUAUAAAGUCAAAUCACUUAGCAAGAAUAUAAUAUAAGAUGUGUAUGCUAAUCAAGUGCAAUUUAUUUAUUGUGUGUGAUCCUCUUUAGGUACGUCUGAGAGCGAAAGGUAAUCUCAAAGCUUUUUAAAAACUUUGAAACUCAUUGAUUUUGUCCUAUCAAUUAUAUAAUUUGUUAUCAUUUGGGGAUUGUUUACAUCUUUAAAUAUUUUUGUUAAAAUUACCUCUUUUCUGACUCAAGUUUUAGAGAAGAAAACCGUAAAUCAUCUCUGAUGUUACAAUUAAACUAAUGAUAAUAAAUCUCAGGUAAUUCAAAUCUCUCUUUUAUAUUUCAUGGCUGAUUUUUUUAUUGGGGUUAUGCGUGAAAUAUUUGUUUUUUCUUAAUAAUAUUUUUCUGAUGUUUUAAGAUUAGUGUUAAAUGUGAUCGUUUGAAGCAUAAUGCAUUCUCAGAACACACCUCCAUGAUAAAUACUUCUAUGUAAAUUGUGUCAAUUAUGUUAGUGAUUUUGCAUCUGAGUAUUGUGACUGAUGUUCCAAGAGAGAAAACGUAUCACCUCAAACCGAGAUUGUUGGGAAAGGUAAAUGGUUUAUAGAUGUAAUUGGAUAAUUGGCAUCUAAAAGAUACAUUUUAUUAGAUAGUAUCAAGCAGUCAUUUUAAAUCUUUUGAACUCUAACUUUUUGAACUAACAGAAUAAUCAUGCUUAACCUAUACGCAGUUCAAAGAGUUAUGUAUCUAAAUGAUACGCUCUAUCAUAUAUAAAUGAUACGUUUUAUUAGAUAGUACAAGCAGUCCUUUUAAACUCAAACAAUGCCAUGUUCUGAGUUGUACACAUUGUAUUGACCUUUUUUUUUCCUUGCGGUGUGUAUUCAGAUAACAGUAGUGAAGUGCAUAUAUGAAGUAAUAUCAACCAAAAUUAAGAAAAGUCUUUUAAAAGCAGAGAUAAUCACAUGGGUCUCUCUUGAACAUGGCAAAUAACUAUCAGUUUUGCCAGACCCGAAUUUCUUAAACAUGUUUUCUACUUUCUAUUUUCUUAUUAUUUAGUUUCACCUGAUGAAAAGUUUGAAUCACAGACUCUUGACAUUUUAAAAUUUAUAUUAUCUGUUUGUGUAAUGGUGCAGAGGUUUCAAUGAGACCGGCUUAUCCUUCUUCCAAGAAAGUAAAGGACUAUGACAAGUUUGAAGCUGAAAUGAAGAAGAAUAGAAGGAUGAUAAGCUUGAAGGAGACGCUGCUUUGAACAAGUUCUUCCAUGAGAUAUUGAAUUCUGAUGAGGAUAUGAGGAGUGCUAGAGCAAAUCAUUUAUGAGUAUCUAUCUAUCUAUAUUCCUAUUUAGUCUUUCUUUUCUUGUGGAGAUUACAAUGUUUUUGGCAUUUUGAUUGACUCUUUUUGCAGUUUUGCACAAUCAACAGGUGGAAUCUAUUGAGACAGUGCUUUCAAUAGACUGGAAAGAUGUUGGUGCUAAGAAAAUCGAGAGCACUCUUUAUGAUGAUCUGGCGCUCAAGACAUGGAAAAUAUGAUCUUAUAUGAUGUGUGGGUUUUACCUUAAUCUAGACAGAACUCGAAGCCUUGGUCUUAAGGUCUGAUUUCUCUACUUUAUGGACUUAAGGUACUUUGUAUUUUCCAUAACUCAUAUUUUUUAUACGAAACACUGAAAUUUUUAAUCUAAAUGUUCUAAUGUAUUCUUUGUUCAUAUGAACAUAGUAUAAAUAUCAAUAUGUAACAUCGAAUCUUUCAUAUUAACCACAUACAUGUAACAUAAGUAUUAUAUAGUUGUAAAUAUGUAAUUAUCAAUUUAAUAUUAAUGUUAAUGCCCGUACAUGCGUGCGGGCGGUCCACCUAGUUAUAUAAUUAUAUUUGAAUACAAUUCACCAAGUAGAGUAUAAAACUAUUAUAAUUAUCUUAUAUAAAAAUUUAUUCAUUAUAUUUUAUAGUUUAUAAAUAUUAAAAGUAAUAAAUAUAACAUUAUUAAUCUUUCUAUAAUUUCAAGAUUUAGUUGCCAUAAAUUGUUAUUUGUAAUAUUAUUUAGAUUAUAUGGCAAGUGAUAUUAAAUAUUUUUAGAUUUACCUUAAAUUUUUAGAUCUAAUUUAAAUAAAUAAAAAUUAAAAACAAUCGAUCAAUCAAGUUAUAAUAAUUUUUUUGAAACUUCACAUCUGAGAAACACGUCAGCAGACCUCAUUAAAGUGAAUUCUCUAUAAGGAGAUGUUCUAUGUAUUUUUUUCAGUAAAAACGCAUACGUUUCUUUUCAUUACCCAGUUUUCGUCGAUUGACAAAAUACUUGGUUUAAUGGUCUGGUUAGUUCUUUGGGUUUAGUUACUUCAGUUACCAGCUUGGUUCAAUGAUCUUUCCUGACACGAAGGCGAAUGCCAUUUGGUAAAAGUUAAAUCAGAAAGCAAUUCAUCUUUUAUCCUCUCCUCUCUCUCUCUCACGGGAUCUCACUCCAUCUUCCAUCAUCGCCAUCCAUCACUUGGAUAUCAGUUGCCUAAGUAACAACGGUGGUACAUUAUAGGGUUUGUGUCCUUCUCAGAUAUGGACAUAAUCAGUGGGUUGCCUGAUGAACUGCUUGUUAAGAUAUUACUGUUGGUUCCGACAAAAGUUGCUGUAUCCACAAGCAUCUUGUCCAAACGGUGGGAGUAUCUUUGGAUGUGGUUGCCUAAACUUGAUUACGGUCCUCGCGACUGUUCAGAGUCUGAAUGCGAGAAGCUAAGGUGUUUUCUAGACAGAAAUUUGCCUUUACAUAGAGCUCCGGUUAUCGAAAGCUUCUCUCUUGACUUAUGCUGUUCACGAUUUAAACCGGAGAAUAUCAACAUGUGGAUUGGAAUAGCUGUUUCCCACUGCCUACGUGAGCUGGAGAUGCUAUAUGAGUCUGAUCCGGCUAAGCCAUUCGUGUUGCCGAGUAACUUGUAUGCCUGCAAAUCUCUCGUGGUCUUGAAACUUGAUGGAGAUAUCCUCUUGGAUGUUCCUACAAUGGCGUCUCUUCCCUCGCUGAAAACUAUGAAUCUUCAAAGUGUGAGAUACUCCAGUGACAAAACUCUUCCACUGCUUCUAUCAAAAUGCCCACUUCUUGAAGAUCUUGUGUUGGAUUUAUGUGAGGAUGAUACCCCGAGAUAUCUGGGAGUUGUUGUUCCGUCUUUGCAGAGUUUGUCACUCUCUAUACUCUAUAAUAAUCAUAUUAUAGAUGGGUUUGUGCUAACAACUCCUGCUUUGAAGUAUUUCAAACUUAUGGACUAUAAUGAACACUACUGUCUGAUCGAGAAUAUGCCUAACCUGAUCGAGGCAUAUUUAGAUGUUGAUUGUCCUGAUAUCAAGAAUCUAAUUGAGUCAAUCACAUCUGUCAAGCGUCUUUCAAUAUGUUCAAAGGCUAUGUUUGAUGAAGGUUUUGUCUUCAACCAGCUUGAGCAUCUGAAGGUAUGUAUAUGCAAAGACCAUUCCUCCAAUCAACUUUUCAGGCUGCUCAAAUCUUCUACGAUAUUGCAAGAAUUAAACCUUUUCUCAAUGGAGGAUCAUGAGCCUCAAGGCAUGGAUGACUGGAAUGAACCAAGUACUGUUCCUGAAUGUUUGUUGUCGAGUCUACAAACUCUCAGCUGGUCGGGGGAUUACAUAGGAGAACCACAAGAGAGAGAUAUUGUGGUUUACAUUUUGAAGCAUGCUCUUCACCUAAAGACUGCAACUAUCAAGUCAUAUGAAUCGGCUGUUCCAAAAUUUGAUAUGUUACAGGAGUUGGCACUUUCUUCUAGAGCUUCAGCUGCAUGCCAACCCAUGUUCGAAUGCGCAUCUGAAGAUUAAAAUUGGUCCUGUGUCUUCUAUUCUUGUAUGGUUAAGUCUUCAACUCUGAAAACUUUGUAUCCAAACUAUCUUUUCUAUAUGUUAUAUAUCAUCAUCGGAUUGUGUUGUUUGGAGGUAAGUUGAUUUAAUAGUUUUGUGGG